UGAUCUGUUUCGAUUACUCGAGGCAGAUGGGGUAUGUUGAGGGUGGCCAGAAUUAUAUGUAUUCUUCGGAUGCCUCGCAAUUGCAGUAUCAAUCCGGGACUAUAACUGUGUUCAUCAAUGGAAUCCCUUCAGAGGUUCCAAGAGGGCCAUUUGAUAUGAGAGCAAUGUUUGGGCAAGAUGUGGUUCUUGUUCAUUCCUCUGGAGAGCUUCUUCCUGCCAAUCAGUAUGGAUUCCUAUUGCAGAGCUUGCAAAUGGGUGAAAGCUAUUUCUUGGUUUCAAGGCCAACGUAGUAGGAGCACAAUGGCAUUGUUAAAGAAUUUGAUGAUGAUGAUAUUCGACGAUUAUAUAGCGAACAACUAAAGAUGGCGAUGUUCGGACCUUUUGAAAGCUGUCUUGCAUUAUAUCCAUGUCACAAAAUCGACAUGCCUGCUUCUCAAGAUUUCGGUCCAUAUUACAUGUCGCAUGUUCGUUCAUGAUAAAAUCAGAUAUGAUGUAGUUUUGCAGUGGUUUAUUCAUAAGUUUGAGCUUGU
Molecule: messenger RNA, 530 nt
Organism: Asparagus officinalis (garden asparagus)
Lineage: Eukaryota; Viridiplantae; Streptophyta; Magnoliopsida; Asparagales; Asparagaceae
Product: WUSCHEL-related homeobox 11-like
Exons: 3
Coding region: 27-290 (87 amino acids)
Biological process (GO): adventitious root development
Molecular function (GO): DNA-binding transcription factor activity
Source: RefSeq, a predicted model, not a curated record